ACAUGCACAAGGAGGAGAUGACAAAACAGCCGUUGGGUUUAAAGAGAAGAGCUUAAUUUUGCCAUUCAGUCAGUCGACAUAAUGCCUAAAACAGAAAUACCAGAGUAUGUUAAUGAACAACAAAGACCUGGACAGAAGAAUGACACCGACACAAGAGGGAGAAACGUCUACAGGCUGGUGGCUGUCAGCUUUGGACUCUUAUGUAUCGUACAAGUUGCUCUCAACAGUGUCCUGCAUCUUUAUGUUCACAAAAACACACAUAACCUCGAAGAUAGAUUGAAAAAAGUUACUGGGGAGAGAAAUGAGUUGAAAAGGAAGCUGAUCGACGCUGUCACACACAACUACACCCAAAGCGGAUGGCAAUAUUUCGAAGGCAGCGUGUAUUACAUUUCUCCUGUUACUCUGAAGACGUGGAACCAAAGUAGAGAGGACUGUCUGCAGAGAGGUGCAGACCUGAUGAUCAUUGACAGUACAGAAGAGCAGAAUUUCACCAGACAACUGAAGGACAAUAUCUGGAUUGGACUGAUUAAGACAGAGGGCAUGUGGAACUGGGUUGAUGGGACUCCGCUGACAACAAGUUACUGGAUGAAUAAUGAGCCAAACAACUAUGACGAUAGAGGAGAAGGCUGUGCAGAAGUGAGGCUGCAUAAAGAGGAAAACAGCUGGAACGAUGAACCAUGUUACUAUGAACAGAACUGGAUUUGUGAAAAGAAACUGCCUCUGUAAAGUAGCAUCCAACCUUGGAAAUCAAUAAAAAAGGUUUCACACUUUCACACAACUCAGCCAAAAGUGAAAAUA
Betta splendens (Siamese fighting fish) is the source of this 798-nucleotide messenger RNA. Its product is annotated as CD209 antigen-like protein A. The transcript is spliced from 6 exons. Bases 82 to 726 code for a protein of 214 amino acids. Lineage: Eukaryota; Metazoa; Chordata; Actinopteri; Anabantiformes; Osphronemidae. The record is from RefSeq and is a predicted model, not a curated record.